Messenger RNA from Mytilus trossulus (common blue mussel), 1260 nucleotides. Its product is annotated as polycystin-1-like protein 2. NCBI's taxonomy places the organism in Eukaryota, Metazoa, Mollusca, Bivalvia, Mytilida, Mytilidae. The transcript is spliced from 6 exons. Gene Ontology annotation, biological process: detection of mechanical stimulus. The record is from RefSeq and is a predicted model, not a curated record. The coding region runs from base 1 to 1260 and encodes 419 amino acids. Gene Ontology annotation, molecular function: calcium channel activity. Gene Ontology annotation, cellular component: membrane.
AUGAUCUCAAGUGCAAUGUUUUAUGGACAAAAUACCGGAAGUCAAUGUUCAAUUGGACCGAUUAAAUUAUCACUUUCUGGGAUAUAUAUUUCAAUUGUCAGUGCAAUUAUUGCUGCACCUCCAAUAUUGUUAGUAUCUUAUAUGUUCAGAAGUUCCAAACCUCGUUCCAGAAAUGAGAAGAAAACUUUGACAAAUACUAAAGACAAUUCUGAAAUGACACUUAAAUCCGGCGAGGAAGACAAUAACGCAGAUGUGACAGAUGAUUCUGAAUUUUCACUUCCGUUUUGGUGUAGAUAUGUAGCAUGGGGAAUUGUUACAUUAGCCGUCUUUACAUCUGGAUUUUUCCUAAUUCUGUAUAGCAUGGAAUGGGGAAAGACAAAGUCAGAGGAAUGGCUGCUAUGUUUCUUUAUGUCAUUCAUCGAAUCAAUACUCUUAGUUGAUCCACUUAAGAUAAUAAUGAUUUCAGUCAUAUUCUCUUGGAUUGUAAAGAGUUACAAGGAGAAAACUGUGAAAUACGACAGAGAGAAACUUCUUCUAGAGACCAAAAGACGUGCAGCUAGUCCAUUGUCAUAUCUUUUAGAUGUGUUCAAAGCCACGCAAGCUCCAUUGAAAUCCCAAACAGUUUCAAGAUUAAAAGAAAAAAGACAGCAGCGCCUUAAAAUGCAAGAGAUAUUCACAGAACUAGUCUUAUAUACGAUAUUCCUUGCUAUUUUGUAUUGUGUCAGUUUUAGUAACAGGGAUUCCAGAUGGUAUAAUGUCAAAAAUCAUCUCGAACAACAUCUUGUUACAUCAAAUAAUAUCUCAGCAGGCGAUUCAACGUUUAGAUACGAUCAGGUUACAACUGCAUCUAAUAUAUACACAUGGAUCAAUGAGACUCUAAUUACGUUUCUGUUUCCACGGUACCAUUCUAAUGGAGUUCAACUAAAAGCCAAUAGAAGAUUAUAUGUAAAAGACCAAGUCAAUUUUCGUGUUGGUCCAAUGAGACUGAGACAACUAAGAACUGUUCAAGAGCCAUGUAGGACACAGUUUUUGGAUAACUUUACCUGUUACGAUGAAUAUUCUAUUUCCGGAGAGGAGGAUAGAAACUAUUGUGUUGCCUGGGAGCCUCGUCCUUGCGUCAGAGGUCAAGCUGUAAAGAAUAUGACAUUUGCUGCCUGGAAUUUUGUGUCGUCUGUUGAUAUUUGGGGACUUCCGGUCACAGGACUACAUUCUACCUAUGGCGGUGGUGGAUAUAUAGCAGAAUUUAUUUUAUUGGAAUAA